Molecule: messenger RNA, 968 nt
Organism: Notechis scutatus (mainland tiger snake)
Lineage: Eukaryota; Metazoa; Chordata; Lepidosauria; Squamata; Elapidae
Product: serine/threonine-protein kinase SBK2-like
Biological process (GO): protein phosphorylation
Molecular function (GO): protein serine/threonine kinase activity; ATP binding
Source: RefSeq, a predicted model, not a curated record
AGGUUGACUCAGCCUUCCAUCCUUCCAAGGGUUUUACCAUGAAUCGUACUUUGGGGAUGGAGGCACAGGCUCGUCUCACAGAUAUGUUGGAGAUUACUGCCCAGAGUCUGGUGCACAUGGAAGUAGCAGAACACUACCAAAUCAUCAAGGAGCUGGGCAAGGGGAAAUAUGGACAGGUGGUCCUGGUGAUGCACAGGCAAAGAGGGACCCCGAUGGCUCUCAAGCUACUACCUAAAUCUAGCACCAAGCUCCAGAAUUUCUUAUAUGAAUACUGUGUGGCACUCUCACUUUCUCCACAUCCUGCCAUCAUUGGUAUGUUUGGCAUUGCUAUAGAAUCCAGCCAGCAUUACGGUUUUCUCUAUGAAGCAGCCCUCCAUCGAGACCUUAUCUCCAUUAUCAAGCCCAAGGCAGGCAUUCCUGAGAAGGCAGCCAAGCUCUGUGCCAAGCAACUGGUGAGUGCAUUGGACUUUAUACACAGCCGGGGCCUGGUGUAUCGAGAUGUUAAACCAGAGAAUAUCCUGCUUUUUGACCGUCACUGUCACUGCAUCAAACUGACAGAUUUUGGAUUGACCCGACCCCAGGGCACUCUGCUGCAGCUUGUGACUGGGGUCAUCCCUUACACUGCACCUGAACUAAGCCGUGGCACUGCUGGCACUCCAGGCCUAGCCAUUGAUGCCAGCCUUGAUGCCUGGGCUCUUGGGGUGCUGAUCUUCUGCUUGCUCACUGGCUACUUUCCUUGGGAAAAGACUCUACCCGAGGAUUCCUUUUUUGACGACUUUGUGAUAUGGCAAGAAUCAGGUUCAGAUGAAGACCUGCCAUUUCACUGGCGUCCUCUGUCUCAAGAUUGCAUUGCUAUGUUACAAAAUCUUUUAGCCCUGGAGCCUACCAAGCGUGGCCCCAUCCGCCAAGUACUCAGCUACCUGGAUCGGCCGUGGCGAGCAGACGUGGCUGCUAAAACUGCCAUCUGA